This is a messenger RNA of Scedosporium apiospermum, 1731 nucleotides long. Its product is annotated as Delta-1-pyrroline-5-carboxylate dehydrogenase, mitochondrial. The transcript has 2 exons. NCBI's taxonomy places the organism in Eukaryota, Fungi, Ascomycota, Sordariomycetes, Microascales, Microascaceae. Gene Ontology annotation, cellular component: mitochondrial matrix. Bases 1 to 1731 code for a protein of 576 amino acids. Gene Ontology annotation, molecular function: L-glutamate gamma-semialdehyde dehydrogenase (NAD+) activity. The record is from RefSeq and is a predicted model, not a curated record.
AUGUCGACAAUCGGAACGUUCAAGAUACCCAAGGUGGCCAAUGAGCCCAACCAUCAUUAUGCGAAAGGCUCAGCCCAGCGCGAGGGGUUAACGGCUGCAAUUGAGCGUCUGCAGAGCAAGGCCCCAUUCGACGUUCCCGUAGUUGUUAACGGUAAACAAGUAAGACCCAAGAACCCCCCCGACGCGCCCAGACUAGCAGUUCUCACAAUACCUUUCGCUUUCUCGCAGAUCAAGACCUCCGCCAUCCGCUCGCAACACAACCCGGCCCAUCACGCCUCCGUCGUAGCAAGGUACUCGACCGCCAGCCCCGCCGACGUCUCCAAAGCCAUCGACUCGGCCCUCUCCGCCCAGGCCGAGUGGGCAUCCCUCCCCUUCGCCGACCGCGCCGCCAUCUUCCUCAAGGCGGCCGAUCUCAUCUCGGGAAAAUACCGAUAUGAUCUCAUGGCGGCGACGAUGCUCGGCCAGGGCAAAAAUGCCUGGCAGGCGGAGAUUGACUCGGCCGCCGAGCUUGUCGACUUUUUGAGGUUCAACGUCCAUUACGCUCAGGAGAUGUAUGCUCAGCAGCCCGAGCAUAACACGCCUGGAGUGUGGAACCGGGUGGAGUACCGGCCGCUGGAAGGGUUCGUGUACGCCGUGACGCCGUUCAACUUUACGGCUAUCGCUGGGAACUUGCCCGCAGCGCCGGCGCUCCUCGGUAACGUGGUUGUGUGGAAGCCCUCGGAUUCGGCCAUUGCUUCGAACUGGCUGCUGUAUCAGAUUCUGUUGGAAGCCGGCCUCCCCAAGAAUGUGAUCCAGUUUGUGCCCGGCGACGCGGAGGAGGUCACGAGGACCGUGCUGGCUCAUAGGAAGUUUGCGGCUUUGCACUUCACCGGAAGCACGGCGGUCUUCCGCAAGCUCUACGGAGCUAUCGGUGCCGGAAUCGCCGAAGGCAGAUUCCAGUCGUACCCGCGAGUUGUGGGAGAGACCGGCGGCAAGAACUUCCACCUCAUUCACGAGUCCGCAGACGUUGAGAAUGCGGUCAUUAACACCGUUCGUGGUGCUUUCGAGUAUCAGGGCCAGAAGUGCAGCGCCACGUCGAGGGUGUACGUGCCUUCGUCGAUAUGGCCGGAGUUCAAGGAGCGCUUGGUCGAGGAGACCAACGCUCUCAAGAUCGGCAACCCUUGGGAGCACGGAAACUUCAUCGGCCCCGUCAUCCACGAGGGGUCGUUUAAGAAAUUGAUGGGCGUCAUUGAGCAGGCCAAGUCCGACGAGGAGCUAGAGCUGCUCGCGGGCGGCAAGUACGACGGCUCUACGGGCUACUUCAUCCACCCUACGGUCUACCUGACCAAGAACCCCGCCCACAGGCUCCUGUCGACCGAACUCUUCGGCCCGGUGCUCACAGUAUACGUCUACGACAACCAGUCGGGCGACUCGACGCAAGCCUUCCUCGACGCCUGCGACCUCGUCAACUCAACCUCGGAGUAUGGACUGACGGGAUCUGUUUUUGCCACCGACCGCCAAGCCGUGCGAGCCGCCGAGGACAAGCUGCGUGACGCGGCGGGCAAUUUCUACAUCAAUUGUAAGAGCACGGGCGCCGUGGUUGGGCAGCAGCCGUUCGGAGGUAGCAGGGCUAGCGGGACGAAUGAUAAGGCAGGAAGCCAGAACUUGCUGGGCAGGUUUGUGAGCGUGAGGAGCAUCAAGGAGGAAUUUAACGCGACGACCAAGGUCACGUAUCCCAGCAAUGAGGUGUAA